AACGGGAAAACAGAGGUGCCGUCCCACACAACGGACGGGAUCGGGCUGAUCGAGAAUCCAGCCCUGGAAGCUUUGCAAAUUCCAACCUCUGGCACGCAGCUGUGGCACAACCUGACAUUUUUAACCACGAACCCGCUGCGAGAAGGACUUGUAGGUUAUUUCAACCAUACUUCGUUUUAGGCCCGAGUUCCACCAAGGCAAUAAUUGGAUCAAUACCUCCCACCGCCCGAUCGCAGAAUUUUUUUUUUUUUUUGCGCCGCGCGGGGCAUCGACAUCAGAGCCCCACAUCUCAAGCCACCGCCCACAGAACUCUACAGUCCUGCGAGCAUUGCGAUUCUUGAGCAGCAGCUAAUUACUACCAAAAGUCGGAGGAAGUCAUCGACUACUCAGGUUACCAGCCGUGCCCCAAGAUGGCGCCAUCAUUCGACCACCUCCAUGAUGAGGACCUCGACGAGGACGAGUUCGAUGAGGACGAGAUCGACCUCUCGGACCUCCGCGAAAAAUAUGAAGUCCAGUUGGAACAGGGCUACGACACCUUCGUGGUCAUCGACGGCCUACCCGAGGUUAACGAGGAACAGAAGCCGAAGUUGGUCAAGUUCCUGUUGAAAAAGCUCAACCAGGUCGGCAAGACAAGGGAGGAUCUGGUCUUCAUGCCCAUGGGAGAAGAUGGCAAGUCGCUCAGGUUCGCCUUCGUCGAGUACUCUUCUCCGGGAGAGGCUGCGGCCGCCGUGCGGCAGCUCGACAUGGUUCCCCUCGACAAGAAACACAUUCUUCGCGUCAACAAGUUAACCGACGUUGAACGGUACGGCCGGGAAGGCAGAAUUGACGACGAGUACACCCCACCCAAGAUCGAGGAGUUCGCCGAGAAGGAGCACUUGCGGUCGUUCUUGGCAGAUCCCAGCGGCCGGGGAAGGGACCAGUUUGUCAUGUACAGAGGGGAAUCUGUUUCCAUUUGUUGGAACAAUGAGAAGGAGCCUCCCGAGACCAUUGUGGACCGACAGCACUGGACGGAGACGUUUGUGCAGUGGUCGCCUCUCGGCACAUACCUUACCUCGGUGCACGCCCAAGGUGUCCAGCUCUGGGGCGGCCCGUCGUGGACUAGGCAGAGGAGAUUCGCACACCCUUUCGUCAACCUUGUCGCCUUCUCCCCCAACGAGAAUUACCUGGUGACGUGGUCAAAUCGGCCCAUCUCCAUCCCAGACGAGGGUCACCCUUCCCUGUCUGUGGACGAUGACGGCAAGAACUAUGUUAUCUGGGAUAUUCAGACCUCCAAGCCGCUCCGGUCUUUUGCACAGCUCGACGUGCCCGGUGCAGUGGAUGAACAUGGUAACCGGAAACCGCCGCCAAAGUUCCCUUGGCCCGCCUUCAAGUGGUCUGCCGACGACAAGUACGUCGCCAGGCUGACCCAGGGCUCCUCAAUCUCGGUCUACGAGCUCCCGCACAUGGGUCUCCUGGACAAGACGAGCAUCAAGAUCGAGGGCGUCAUGGAUUUCGAGUGGGCACCGGCAACGCCGCACCGCGACGGCAUCAAGACCUACGAGCAGCUGUUGUGUUUCUGGACCCCCGAGAUCGGCAGCAAUCCGGCCAAGGUUGGCUUGAUGAGCAUUCCUUCCAAGGAGAUUGUCCGGACCCUCAACUUGUUCAGCGUCAGCGAUGCCAAACUCCACUGGCAGUCCGAGGCCGCCUACCUCUGUGUCAAGGUGGACCGGCAUUCCAAGUCCAAGAAGUCGCAGGCAACCACGCUGGAGAUCUUCCGGAUCAAGGAGAAGGGCGUCCCCGUCGAGGUUGUCGACACCAUCAAGGACACGGUCAUCAACUUCGCCUGGGAGCCCAAGGGAGACCGGUUCGUCAUCAUUACGACCACCGAGCCGGUGGGCGUCACAGCUGUCCCGCCGAAGACGUCGGUUGCCUUCUUCUGCCCCGAGAAGGCCAAGGGCUCGGCUGUUGGCAACUUCAAGCAUUUGCGCACCCUGGACAAGAAGAACAGCAACGCCAUCUACUGGUCGCCCCGCGGCCGCUUUGUUGUCGUCGCCACCAUCCACAACCAGCAGAGUUCGGAUCUCGACUUCUUCGACUUGGACUUUGAGGGUGAGAAGCCCGAGUCCGACAAGGACCUCACGGCCAACCUGCAGCUGAUGAACACGGCCGAGCACUACGGUGUCACCGACGUCGAGUGGGAUCCUUCUGGCCGCUUCGUCGCCACCUGGGCCUCUUCGUGGAAGCAUGCGAUGGAAAACGGCUAUCAUCUUUACGACUUCAAGGGCGAGCAGCUAAGGGAGGAACCGUUGGAAAAGUUCAAGCAAUGGCAAUGGCGACCGCGCCCCCCGACACUGCUCACCAAGGACGAGCAGAAGACGAUCCGUAAGAACCUCCGGGAGUACUCUCGCGUGUUCGAGCAAGAAGAUACGGAGCGCAUCAGUAGCGCCGAUGUCGCCGUUGUCGAGCACCGCCGCCGCCUUCUCGAGGAAUGGCACGCCUGGCGUGCGUCGGUCGAGGAGGAAAUUGCCGAGGAACGUGCUGCGAUGGGUCUCCCGGAUGAUCCCGUGGCAGAAUUGCUCAAGGCGAAAACGGCCGAGUUGGCGCCGGAUGGCGAGGAAAAGGUCAUCGAGGAGAUCGUGGAGGAGGUGCUGGAGGAGUCGGAGGAGAUUGUCAGAUAGCCACCUCGAACCUGCUUCUAAAGGCUAUCACUCCGGUCUGCGUAUCUUAAAAGGCAAGGUACCAAAGACCACUGGUUGGACGGGAAGGGAUGGAUGGUCAUUUGUACUCGCAUUCAAGUUUGCUUUCCGCCACUCAAGAUAAGAUGCUAUUCGAGGGCUUUACAUCAAC
This is a messenger RNA of Phialemonium atrogriseum, 2826 nucleotides long. RefSeq names its product eukaryotic translation initiation factor 3 subunit B. Bases 411 to 2657 code for a protein of 748 amino acids. Gene Ontology annotation, molecular function: translation initiation factor binding; RNA binding; translation initiation factor activity. The transcript has 3 exons. Gene Ontology annotation, cellular component: eukaryotic translation initiation factor 3 complex. Gene Ontology annotation, biological process: translational initiation. The record is from RefSeq and is a predicted model, not a curated record. NCBI's taxonomy places the organism in Eukaryota, Fungi, Ascomycota, Sordariomycetes, Cephalothecales, Cephalothecaceae.